AUGGAGAUGGGUGUGUGGGAUGGGAUAAAGUGGUCAAAGGGGCCUGGGACUCCAACAGGUGUACCAUGGCUUGAUCAAACUGCAUUUGCAUCAAUUGUUGAUGAGUUUGAGCUGAUGUUGCUAAGUGAGUAUGUAGAGCAUUUGAAAAAUUUGG
Paraglomus occultum is the source of this 154-nucleotide messenger RNA. The record is from the annotation of a GenBank genome assembly. Lineage: Eukaryota; Fungi; Glomeromycota; Glomeromycetes; Paraglomerales; Paraglomeraceae.